Molecule: messenger RNA, 1112 nt
Organism: Ficedula albicollis (Collared flycatcher)
Lineage: Eukaryota; Metazoa; Chordata; Aves; Passeriformes; Muscicapidae
Product: ubiquitin-conjugating enzyme E2 E1
Exons: 6
Coding region: 75-656 (193 amino acids)
Biological process (GO): protein polyubiquitination
Cellular component (GO): nucleus
Molecular function (GO): ubiquitin conjugating enzyme activity
Source: RefSeq, a predicted model, not a curated record
CGGGGGAGGGAAGGGAGGACACAGCUGCUGCUUUAGGGCUGAAACAGGUUGGGGUGUGUGGUGGGGGGGUCGCUAUGUCGGAUGACGAUUCGAGGGCCAGCACCAGCUCCUCCUCAUCUUCAUCCUCCAACCAACAGACAGAGAAAGAGACAAGCACGCCUAAGAAGAAGGAAAGCAAAGUCAGCAUGAGUAAAAACUCUAAACUGCUAUCUACCAGUGCCAAGAGGAUUCAGAAGGAAUUGGCUGACAUCACCUUAGAUCCACCUCCCAACUGCAGUGCUGGCCCCAAAGGUGAUAACAUCUACGAAUGGAGAUCAACCAUUCUAGGACCUCCAGGUUCAGUCUACGAGGGAGGUGUUUUCUUCCUUGACAUCACAUUCACACCAGAAUAUCCCUUCAAGCCUCCAAAGGUAACGUUCCGGACAAGGAUCUACCACUGUAACAUUAACAGCCAAGGCGUCAUCUGCCUGGACAUUUUAAAGGACAACUGGAGUCCAGCGUUAACCAUUUCUAAAGUUCUCCUCUCCAUCUGCUCCCUCCUCACAGACUGUAACCCCGCUGACCCCCUGGUUGGAAGCAUUGCCACUCAGUAUAUGACUAACAGAGCAGAGCAUGACAGAAUGGCCAGACAAUGGACCAAAAGAUACGCUACAUAAAUUGGAUUUUCGUCAAACUCUUACAUUAUUUGUCUGUGAUGGAAAGAGCUGCUUAUGAUUUUGAAGGGGUGGGGGGAGGGAGGGUGCUGGUAAAGAGUAGGGUAUUUCUAUAACAGAUUUUAUUCAGUCUUUUAUUUCCUAAGAUUUUGUUGUUGUAACUUAAGGUAUCUUGCUACAGUAGACAGCUAGGAUUUGGAAUAGCAUACUUUAAGACUGUAAUUAGUUCAGCAAUAUUAGCUCACAUAUAGUACCGAGAAGAAUGUAAACUUCUUAGACUUCUUUGGUUUUCAGUUUGCUUGCAAUAUGUAAAAGAUUAAAACAGCUUAAUUUUGUACAGGUACAUAGGUUGACAUUUAUGUAAAAGUCCUUUCAAGACUCUACACACUGUUUUUGCUUUGUGUUUGUUUGGGUUUGAGGGAUUCAUUUUGUUCUGGGUUGAAUUUCUUUUUUUUUUUU